Messenger RNA from Octopus sinensis (East Asian common octopus), 3057 nucleotides. RefSeq lists its product as uncharacterized. The record is from RefSeq and is a predicted model, not a curated record. NCBI's taxonomy places the organism in Eukaryota, Metazoa, Mollusca, Cephalopoda, Octopoda, Octopodidae.
AUAUUCAGAUUCGGUUAAGGUCCGCUGUUGCUAGGCAACACAACGCCAGACUCUUAGAGUGCUGGAAUUUCGUUACUUCGUUUAAAAGUCGAGUGAGUCAUAACGUUUUGCCAGUCAAAGAGAAAAAAUGACAUUAUCAUUGUCAGAAAUAGAGAAAUAUAUCCAAAAAUUGUGCCAAACCAAACGGAUAAGAAUCCAACAGUUUUUUCAAGACUAUGAUUCCCUGAGGUCAGGUUAUGUGACAGAAACUCAGUUUUUCCGAUGUCUCUGUCAGACACUUAAUAUUACACUGAGCAAAGAUGAAGAAAAAAUUAUUUCUGAAAAAUAUGACUUUCGAAGAAAUAAGACUGUCAACUACCGAGAGUUUUGUUCCACCAUAAAUAAACCAAUCAAGGAAGACAUGGAUUCCAAUGAACAGUCUGAAAUAUAUCAAUGUAAACAACAACAACAACAACAACAGCAACCAGUAACACCAACAAAGUAUUCUACAUUGGAUCAGGUUUUAUCUCGGUUAGCUACUUAUUAUAAUCUUUAUGGCUUGUCAGUAAAAAGAGGCUUUGAAGAUUUUGAUAUGCACAGUAAGGGCACUGUUACAGAAAGUCAGUUCUAUCGCAAUUUACCAAUUCCUCCUGAUAUUAGUGAAAUUGAUCUCAAAUUCUUGGUGCAAACUUAUGCAGAAAUUAGUGACCCAGGCUACAUAAAUUAUAGCAAACUUGACGUUGAUGUCAAAAGAUGUCAAGCAGCCAAAGAAGCAGCCAAAGAAUUUCCUAUUCCUCCACAGUCUGAAACUAUUACCAAGUCAGAACCAGAACCAGAUAAUCCUCUGGCCAAAAUCGUUGACAACAUUAAAAUUGAAGCCUUCAAGAAUGGCGUUCGAACAACUGAUUUCUUCAGAGAUUAUGAUAAACUUAACUGUGGAGCAAUAACUGAAUCCCAGUUCAUAACAUCUCUGAAGCUGGGCAUAGGAAAAGAAGCCCACCUAACGAUGAGUGACAUCCAAAAAAUAGUUGAAGCUAACAGGACCCUUGAUGGCAAAGUUCGAUACAAGGAGUUCUGUGAUGACAUUGAAAAUGCCUUUACUCGCUGUCAUCUCGAGCAAAGACCAACUGAAGAAGUAACCCGCCCACCCAUGGGUGCUCUUAACAGGAGAAUAAAUAUACUCAGUACCGAAGAAGAAGCAGAAAUAAAAGAACUGCUUGACUAUCAAUCUGAGAAAAUCAGAGAAAGAAAUUUACUACUUUUUCCAUAUUUUAAAGAUUAUGAUCGAGGUGUUGGAUAUACAAAGUCAAUCACCAAGAACCAGUUUGCUCGUGUUAUGCACUUUGUACAAUUAGAAUUAACUGACAGACAAUUGAGAUUGCUCGAAAAAUUUGGUAAUGAAAAUGGAGAUAUUAAUUAUCCAUUAUAUGUUCAAACUGUGGAUCCAGAGGCAAUAAACCUCUAUCACAAUAUAACACAAAUACAGGUUCACAUUACCCGACCGAUGAACGCUCUUGCUUUAAUGACGCAAUCGUUCUUCGUCAGGCCCCCGCAUAUAGAUUUCAAAGCCCACUUCAUUGGAGAUGUCAUUCUUCCAGAUCAAGCCAAAGUGGAGGUGAAAAAGGCCGAAAGAUCCAAUUUAACUUUUGAUGAAGUGAUGGCUCGCAUUAGACAUGUCGUUUUUGUAAACAGACUUCAGGUUGGUCAGAAUUUUGAAGAUUACGAUCCUCUUAAGUCUGGUUCAAUUACCAAAGCUCAGUUUCGACGUGGUUUGUCAUCUCUUGGAUUCAGUAAGAUAGGUUUCCACGACAUGACCAAUGACCAGUUUGACUUGCUCUGUGAUCACUACCAAGACCCUCAUCAUAAGGACAAAAUUAUUUGGACAAAUUUCAACAAUGAUAUCAACCUAGUAUUUACCAAGUCCAACUUAGAGAAAACUCCAACGGAAGAAAUACCACCUUCUGAAGUGUAUCUCAUCCCCAAGUCAGGCACUGCUGACUGGAGCAAGGCAUCAGAUGAGCAAAAAGCAGUGUUUGAAGCUGGAAUGAAGAAGUUAAGAAAAUGUGUAAAAGAAAAACGGAUGCUUAUUGAACCUUGCUUUCGGGAUUUUGAUCAUCAUAGCAACCAUCACAUAACGAGGAAACAGUUCCAGCAGUGCUUGUCUAUCAUGAAUUUACCAUUUACCAAAGCAGAGAUCGAUGCCAUUGAAGCUCGCUUCAGCAAUGACAUAGGAUUCAACUACAUGACGUUUCUCUAUGAAUUACUGUCGGACGAAUACCAGCUAUGUCCACCUCGUUAUCCGACAUUAAAGAAAGAGGUUUUCCAUUUGAGCAGAAAUAAGUCAUCGCUAGAAUCUGACGCCAAUGUCCACGAAGAAGAUGUGCUGACCAAAAUUAAGAAUAAGGUGUUCAAAGAGCGGUUCCGGUUGAUUGAUUAUAUGAAGGAUUAUGACAAACUCAACUCUGGACGUAUUAUAAAGAGUAAUUUUCAGCGUGCACUUGGAUUGAGUCCUUUGAAUCUCAAUGGGUCAGAAAUAACUCUCUUGGAAUCCAGGUUCGAAUCGCCAAGCAAUCCUGGGUCCGUAGACUACAGGAAAUUUUGUGAUGAAAUUGAGUCUGUUUUCACUACUGCCAACCUUGAUAAAAGCCCGUUGAAAGAAGUUGAGCAAUAUCGGCCAAAGCAGGAAUGGGAAACUAAUAUCCUGAAGGAAGAGGAAGAAUCAGAAUUCAUGAAAGCAAUGACAAGGAUAGCUGAAAAGGUCCGCCAAGUACGCCUACAGUUGUUCCCCCUGAUGGAAGAUUACGACAAGAACAAUAUCGGCAGUCUGUCCCGCUCGCAAUUUCGUAGAGUUCUUGUGGAAUUAGAGCUGGGAAGUUAUUUCACCGAGCGAGAACUCGAAAUUAUAUGUAAAAAGUUCAAAGUGCGAGUGGGCUCAAGAGACGACGUACAUUAUAUCGCCUUUUGCGACUUCAUUUAUGAGUUGGCCAAAUUUAUUUACAGGACUCCUUAAGGAAAAUCCUGUAAGCGAUGAGAGAUCACACAGGUUUCAAAAUAAAAUAGAUUUCAUGAAUAAAUCAA